AUGCCUCUCAAACGACCAGCAUACGAACAGGAGACAAACCCGGGUUCCUAUUCCCAGUCUUCGUCACAGCCUCCACCUGGUGCCAAGCGAGCAAAGCUCUCUCACAAGCUCGAUGUGAAGGUCUAUCUGGUGCAAGCGAAGCUGGAUGCACCGUCGGUAGGCUCGCUACUCAGCCUUGCCGAGCACCAUACACGAGGCGUCUGCCAAGAUCCGAGAGACGCAGAUGUGAUUGUCACGGCCAUUGGCAUGCGGAAGCGUCUAGAGAGACAUGUUGAUUGGGACAUCGCGGUGACGAAAGCGGUUGUUACCCCUCAAUGGCUGAGAGACUCAGUUCGUGCGGGUGCUGCUUUGCCUUGCGAGGACUAUGUCGCGAUUCAAGAUCUUCACGACACGACCAUGAAGAACUGCCCCCGCUGUACUCACGACCCCUGUGCUUGCGGAAAUUCUUCUAAGUCCGAGACCGUUCCGCCUCAAGUCUCUGUUGCCGGCCCUUCUGUUUCGCGUCUGUUGCUGCCUCGCGUCUCUGAAGACGACCCUCAAUAUCUCUUGCCUCCGCAGCCCCCUAUUCCCACAGACGUCUCCAAGUUGGAUUACACGUCCCGCUAUGCUUGUCGACGACCGUCGCCACUGGUAUGCCCGAAUCAAGCCCUCGCCACCGAACUUAACGUGCUCCGUCGGAGUCGGACCUUGGAUGGGGACGACCGCAGUGCGUUGAGUUACGAGCGGGCAGUUUCAAUUCUCAAAGCAUAUCCGCACCACAUCCGAUCCCUGCGCCAAGUGGGGAACCUGCCACAUAUUGGGCCCAAGAUUGCGCUUAAGAUAGAAGAAUUCAUUGACACUGGCAAGGUUUCUGAAGCUGAAACCAUCAAGUCGUCGGAACGGUUCAAGGUUCUCUCACUCUUCACCUCGGUGUACGGUAUUGGCCCGACUUCCGCCCGCCGACUCUUCAAUCUCGGACUUCGUUCCCUUGAAGACUUGGAGAUCUACUACGGCGUGGAGCGCUACGUUUCCCCCCACGACGGCGGGCUAGUCGAAAUGGAGCAGGCGCCUCAGAAACCGGGCGGCGGGAAGCAUAUGGUGUACGACGACGGGUUAGGGGACAACUGGGUCCGGGUUGCGCUUGGUCUGCGUGGAGACCUGGAGAAGAAGAUACCCCGCGCCGAGGCGGAGGAGAUGUACCGGGUCGUGGUCCACGAGCUCAACGAUUUAGAGCCCGGAUUUGUGUCGAUCAUGGCAGGAGGAUACCGUCGCGGAAAACCUGAAAGCAAUGACUUGGACAUCGUUUUCACACACCCCGACCGCUCAAAAAUAGGAGGGAUGUGCAAGCGCUUCCUUCGCCGGCUAUACAAUCGAGGGAUGAUCACCCACGUAAUGCACCUGGGCAGUUAUCACUCUCAAAGUCCCAACCGCGCCAAUAACUUGGACUCCAUCGAGAAAUCGCUAACAGUGAUCGUCUUACCACCGGAUUCCUCCUUCUAUACCGGGACCAAACGAAGACUGGAUCUCAUCUUCGCGCCGCCGGAGUUGUACUGGACUGCUGUGCUUGGAUGGACGGGGUCAGUCAUGUUCGAGCGCGACAUCCGACAGUGGGCGAAGGACAAGUGUGGGAUGAAGUUCGACAGCUCAGGCAUCGUGCGCCAACGUGAUUCCAAGGAGUUCUUCCCGCGAUCCGAGAAAGAAGUCUUCGAGCUGCUCGGUUUGGAGUGGAUCGACCCGACUCUGCGGAACGCAGAUCUGUGA
Epithele typhae is the source of this 1740-nucleotide messenger RNA. RefSeq names its product Nucleotidyltransferase. The transcript has 11 exons. The record is from RefSeq and is a predicted model, not a curated record. Gene Ontology annotation, biological process: double-strand break repair via nonhomologous end joining. The coding region runs from base 1 to 1740 and encodes 579 amino acids. Gene Ontology annotation, molecular function: DNA-directed DNA polymerase activity; DNA binding. NCBI's taxonomy places the organism in Eukaryota, Fungi, Basidiomycota, Agaricomycetes, Polyporales, Epitheliaceae. Gene Ontology annotation, cellular component: nucleus.